GCCUGGCUUUGCUGGUUCCUCUCUGCAUCUUCUCUACCCUCCUAACAAUAUGCAUCUUGCCAGUUUGGUCAGUUCCUGCUCCCUCCUACUGCUAUUGGGGGCCCUGCCUGGAUGGGCAGCCAGUAAUGACCCCCUUGAGAAGGUCAUUGAAGGGAUCAACCGAGGGCUGAGCAAUGCAGAGAGAGAGGUGGGCAAGGCCCUGGAAGGCAUCAACAAUGGAAUCACUCAAGCUGGAAGGGAAGUGGAGAAAGUUCUUAAUGGACUUAGCAACAUGGGGAGCCAGGCCGGCAAGGAGCUGGACAAGGGCGUCCAGGGGCUCAACCACGGCUUGGACAAGGUAGCCCAUGGGAUCAACAAUGGCGUCGGACAAGCAGGAAAGGAAGCAGAGAAGCUUACCCAUGGCGUGAACAAUGCUGCUGGACAGGUUGGGAAGGAGACAGACAAAGUGAUUCAGGGGGUCCAUCAUGGGGUCAACCAGGCGGGAAGUGAGGCAGGAAGGUUUGGCCAGGGGGUCCACCAUGCUGCUGGGCAGGCUGGGAAUGAGGCGGGGAGGUUUGGCCAGGGGGUUCACCAUGGCGUUAAUGAGGCCUGGAAGGAAGCAGAGAAGUAUGGUCAGGGGGUCCAUCAUGCUGCUGGGCAGGCUGGGAAGGAGGCAGAAAAGUUUGGUCACGGGAUUCACCAUGGCAUUAAUGAGGGUUGGAAAGAAGCAGAGAAGUUUGGUCAGGGGGUCCACCAUGCUGCAGGGCAGGCUGGGAAGGAGGCAGAAAAGUUUGGUCACGGGAUUCACCAUGGCAUUAAUGAGGGUUGGAAAGAAGCAGAGAAGUUUGGUCAAGGGGUCCACCAUGCUGCAGGGCAGGCUGGGAAUGAGGCAGGGAGGUUUGGCCAGGGGGUUCACCAUGGCAUUAAUGAGGGUUGGAAAGAAGCAGAGAAGUUUGGCCAGGGGGUCCACCAUGCUGCAGGGCAGGCUGGGAAGGAGGCAGGGAGGUUUGGCCAGGGGGUUCACCAUGGCAUUAAUGAGGGUUGGAAAGAAGCAGAGAAGUUUGGCCAGGGGGUCCACCAUGCUGCAGGGCAGGCUGGGAAUGAGGCAGGGAGGUUUGGCCAGGGGGGGGUCCACCAUGCUGCAGGGCAGGCUGGGAAUGAGGCAGGGAGGUUUGGCCAGGGGGUUCACCAUGGCAUUAAUGAGGGUUGGAAAGAAGCAGAGAAGUUUGGCCAGGGCGUCCACCAUGCUGCAGGGCAGGCUGGGAAUGAGGCAGGGAGGUUUGGCCAGGGGGUUCACCAUGGCAUUAAUGAGGGUUGGAAAGAAGCAGAGAAGUUUGGCCAGGGGGUCCACCAUGCUGCUGGGCAGGCUGGGAAAGAGGGGGACAAAAUAGUCCAAGGAGUCCAUCCUGGGGUCAGCCAGGCUGGGAAGGAGGUAGAGCAGUUUGGCCAUGGGGUCCACUAUGGGGUUAAUGAGGCCUGGAAGGAGGCAGAGAAGUUUGGUCAGGGGGUCCACCAUGCUGCUGGGCAGGCUGGGAAAGAGGGGGACAAAAUAGUCCAAGGAGUCCAUCCUGGGGUCAGCCAGGCUGGGAAGGAGGUAGAGCAGUUUGGCCACGGGGUCCACCAUGGGGUUAAUGAGGCCUGGAAGGAGGCAGAGAAGUUUGGCCAGGGAGUCCACCAUGCUGCAGGGCAGGCUGGGAAAGAGGGGGAAAAAGUGGUUCAAGGGGUCCACAAUGGAGUCAACCAGGCUGGGAAGGCGGAGGAGCAUUUUGGCCAGGGAGUUCACCAUGCCGUUGAACAGGCUGGAAAGGAAGCAGACAAAGUGGUCCAAGGGUUCUACGAUGGGGCCAACCAGGCUGGGAAGGAGGCAGAGAAGUUUGGCCAAGGGGUCAACCACGCUGCUGGCCAGGCUGGAAAGGAAGCGGAGAAACUUGGCCAAGGUGUCCACCAUGCUGCUGGCCAGGCUGGAAAGGAGGUGGACAGGUUGCAGCAGAAUGUUCAUAAUGGGGUCAACCAAGACGGCAAGGAGGCCAACCAGCUGCUGAAUGGCGGUCAUCCAGGCGGAUCUACCGUCCAUCACGGAGGGGGCGCAACCACAACAUUAACAUCUGGAGCUUCAGUCAACAAGCCCUUCAUCAACUUUCCAGCUCUGUGGCAGAGCGUCGCCAACAUCAUUCCCUAAACUGAUGCCUGGCCUUGCUGAGCAGACUGAUGUUCCUGUUGUCAUAGCUGAAAUGACUUGAAGAAGCUGGGGAUAGGGGUUGGGGUAGAUUUUGGGAGUCCCUUAUGGGAAUGGUACUGAGAUUUGUGAAUAAAUAAGACACAACCUA
Molecule: messenger RNA, 2306 nt
Organism: Phyllostomus hastatus (greater spear-nosed bat)
Lineage: Eukaryota; Metazoa; Chordata; Mammalia; Chiroptera; Phyllostomidae
Gene: SBSN
Product: suprabasin
Exons: 5
Coding region: 50-2158 (702 amino acids)
Source: RefSeq, a predicted model, not a curated record